AUGGAAGGCAGGGCUCUCAUCCUGGUUCCCUCAGUGCUCUGCACCCUCUCCUGCUGCCUCACUCACGAGUACCACUAUGUUAGCAGCCCUAAGACAUGGACCGAAGCACAGAGAUACUGCAGAGAGAAGUACACUGACCUGGCCACCAUAGAAAACAUGGAGGAUAUGAAGAGGCUGAUCAACACUGUAGACAUUGGUUAUAAUGGAUCAGUCUGGAUAGGGUUGGAGAAGGAAGAUAUCAUGGUGUGGCAGUGGUCUCUGGCAAACAGAGAUUACUAUGGGGACGAAGGAACUGGGUUCAGGAAGUGGAGUGAAGGAGAGCCUAAUAAUGGUAUGGGGAGUGUUGAAGAAGAAUGCGCUGCAAUGAAUGAGAAUGGUCAAUGGCAAGACAUGCCAUUCACAUUUAAAUUGUCUGUCUACUGCUAUGAUGAUAAAAAAAAUAUUAUGGUUAAUAAUAACGAGUUGAUGACCUGGAGAGAGGCUCAGCUCUACUGCAGGAAGCACCACACAGAUCUGCCUAGUGUGAAGAACCAGAGAGAGAACAAUGUGUUACAGAACCUAGUGCUUGGCAGUGGUCUGAUGUGGAUCGGCCUGUUCAGAGACUCCUGGAAGUGGUCAGACCAGAGUGACUCCUCGUUCAGAUACUGGGGUCCCAACCAGCCCAUUAAUCGCUUAGGGAAUCAGAACUGUACUGCAGUAUGGGAAGGAGUAUGGACAGAACAUUCUUGUAUGUAUAGGAUUCCCUUUGUUUGUUAUGGAGUGAAGAAGACACAGCAGAUGGUGAGAGUGAGGCUGACCACAAAGGACCAGAACAUGGACCUGACUGAUCCUGACAUGCUGGAGGCCAUCUUGCAGCAGAUAAAGAAGGAUCUGAGGGAAAAGGGGAUGUCUGAUGACGUCAAACUGAGAUGGAAGGAGCAUCCCGAUGGAAACAUAUUCCGCAAGGAAAAAAACAUGGAUCCCCAAAAGAAGAAAAUGAAGGAGAGAAUACCAGUUAUGACAAAGGGAGAACUCUAAACUUGGAAAAUUAUAUUUCUUAUUUUCUGGGAAAUUCUAUAUAUUAUUUUACCUGAUUUUGAUUUUUUUGGUCUCCAACUACAUGGAAUUUGCAUAUUUAAACAAGGAAUAAUAGAUACUAUCCUAAAAUAUAUAACCCGUAUUUGGUGAAACUGCCUCAUCCUUUUGUGAUAUUACAACAACAAAUACGUUACUUCAAACAACGAACACUGUUUUACCCCCUCAGACAUCAUUGCAGGCACGAUAGAACUCUGUUUCAUCACAACAGCACAAAAACAAUAGCAAGGCACCGGGGUGAAUUAUGCCGUGGUUUCACCAAAUGUUGAUUCUAGCUUUAAGUAAUACACUGCUAAAAAAGAAAGAAAGUUUAGAACAUGUAUUAGUAGCGUGUGUAACAUUAUAUGCUGUCGUUCUCAUUAAGAAUGAACCGUUUUGUUUCAAUUGAUGAUGAUAUGAGUAUAUGUUAAAAUACAUAUACUGAAUUGUAGCGACCUUAACCAACACCUACUGUAGCAACCUCGUCAAGAGAUUCAGAUCUCUUGGCGUAACAGCUAAGGUGUUUGUUUGAAUUUAGCUAGAGCCUGGUUUGAGUCCUGGUCGGGGCUACCCCCCCCCUGGAAUUUGCUUCAGUAUGUAAAUUAGUU
Molecule: messenger RNA, 1661 nt
Organism: Oncorhynchus masou masou (cherry salmon)
Lineage: Eukaryota; Metazoa; Chordata; Actinopteri; Salmoniformes; Salmonidae
Product: C-type mannose receptor 2-like
Exons: 5
Coding region: 1-1017 (338 amino acids)
Source: RefSeq, a predicted model, not a curated record